AUGUAUAAAGUUAAACAUUUAACAGAAUCUUUAGAGGCCAAAGAACUAAAUGUGUGUGAUGCAGCAGUUUUAAUAAAAAGUACGAUUUCAUCAUUGCAAAAAAUUAGAUCGGAAACAGAAAACAUGAACAAUUUGAUAAACAGCGCUAAAAUUACAGCUCAAUCAUUUGGAGUUGAUUCAGAGACAGACUUUAAUCAUUAUCACAGAAAGCGACCUAAGCGACUUGAUGAAAAUAUUGACAAUAGUGUUCUUUAUGAGUUGUUAAAUGUUUACAGACAACAUUUUAAUUUAGUUUUAGAUACACUGAUUAAUUUAACAAGUUCAAAUUUAAAUGUUUUUGUUGAAACUAUUCAACCCAUAUAUAAAAUAUUAAGUGUUCCAUUGAAAGUGAACACAUCACAAGAUUUCAGUGAAGCCUUUUCUCUUUUCCCACCUAUGAGUGUUGGAGCCAAGCUCUUAGAUUAUGAUACAGCUGCAGCAGAAUGGGAAAUACUGGGACACCUAUGUGUUAAUGAAAAUUUAAAAUGUUUAGAUGUCCUUCAAAAAUCGGAAGAAGUAAAACACAUAUUACCUUGGGCUAUUUGGUUUUGCCGCCUUUCAUUUACUUCUCCAGUUACAGCAGCUUCUAGUGAACGGACUUUUAGUAAGUUGAAACAUAUAAAACAUAAUUUACGUUCUACAAUUACUUCAAACCGUCUUAGCUCGUUGAUGAUAUUGAGUUGUGAAAAAGAUAUUGUCGAUAAAUUAGAUAUAGAUUCUGUUGUCACAAAAUGGUCUUUGCCAAACAAAGAAGAAUACAAUUACAUAAUUAUAUAUAAUUUAUAA
This is a messenger RNA of Macrosiphum euphorbiae (potato aphid), 825 nucleotides long. The record is from the annotation of a GenBank genome assembly. NCBI's taxonomy places the organism in Eukaryota, Metazoa, Arthropoda, Insecta, Hemiptera, Aphididae.